CAGAGAGAGGAGAGAGAACUCGAGAGGAGAGAGAGAGAGAGAGAGAUAGGACUUCCUCCCCGAUUCGCAAAGUGAAGUCACUUCCCAAAAUUAGCUGAAAAAAAGUUUCAUCCGGUUAACUGUCUCUUUUUCUUUCCGCUACAACAACAAACGUGCUCAGGGGAGCGAGGGCAGGGCGCUCGCAGGGGGCACGCAGGCAGGGCCCAGGGCGCCAGGGAGGCCGCGCCGGGCUAAUCCAGAGGGGCUGCGAGGUCAGGCUGUAACCGGGUCAUGUGUGGAAUAUUGGGGGGCUCGGCUGCAGACUUGGCCAAAUGGACGGAACUAUUAAGGAGGCUCUGUCGGUGGUAAGCGACGACCAGUCCCUCUUCGACUCGGCGUACGGAGCGGCCGCCCACCUCCCCAAGGCCGACAUGACCGCCUCGGGGAGUCCUGACUAUGGGCAGACCCACAAAAUCAACCCCCUCCCGCCGCAGCAGGAGUGGAUCAACCAGCCGGUGAGAGUGAACGUCAAGCGGGAGUAUGACCACAUGAACGGGUCCAGGGAGUCUCCAGUGGACUGCAGCGUCGGCAAGUGCAGCAAGCUCAUCGGCGGGGGUGAGGCCAACCCCAUGAACUACAACAGCUACAUGGACGAGAAGAAUGGCCCUCCUCCCCCCAACAUGACCACCAACGAGCGGAGGGUCAUCGUCCCCGCAGACCCCACGCUGUGGACGCAGGAGCACGUGCGCCAGUGGCUGGAGUGGGCCAUAAAGGAGUAUGGCCUGAUGGAGGUUGACACAUCCUUUUUCCAGAACAUGGACGGCAAAGAACUAUGUAAAAUGAACAAGGAGGACUUCCUCCGCGCCACCACCCUCUACAACACGGAAGUGCUGCUGUCACACCUCAGUUACCUCAGGGAGAGUUCACUGUUGGCCUAUAAUACAACCUCCCACACGGACCAGUCCUCACGACUGAGUGUCAAAGAAGAUCCUUCCUACGACUCAGUAAGGAGAGGAGCAUGGAGCAAUAACAUGAAUUCUGGCCUCAACAAAAGUCCCCCCCUCGGAGGAACACAAACGAUAAGUAAGAACACGGAACAACGGCCCCAGCCAGAUCCAUAUCAGAUCCUGGGCCCAACCAGCAGCCGCCUAGCCAACCCUGGAAGCGGGCAGAUCCAGUUGUGGCAAUUCCUUCUGGAGCUGCUCUCCGACAGCGCCAACGCCAGCUGCAUCACCUGGGAGGGGACCAACGGGGAGUUCAAAAUGACAGACCCUGAUGAGGUGGCCAGGCGCUGGGGGGAGCGGAAAAGCAAGCCCAACAUGAAUUAUGACAAGCUGAGCCGUGCCCUGCGAUACUACUACGACAAAAACAUUAUGACCAAAGUUCACGGCAAGAGGUAUGCCUACAAAUUUGACUUCCACGGCAUUGCCCAGGCGCUGCAGCCACACCCGGCAGACCCCUCCAUGUACAAGUACCCAUCCGACAUCUCCUAUGUACCUUCCUACCACGCCCACCAGCAGAAGGUGAACUUUGUCCCUCCCCACCCGUCCUCCAUGCCUGUCACCUCUUCCAGCUUCUUUGGUGCGGCAUCACAAUACUGGACCUCCCCCACUGGUGGAAUCUACCCCAACCCCAACGUCCCCCGCCACCCUAACACCCACAUGCCUUCACACUUAAGCAACUACUACUAGAAGCUUAAUCAUUGGUGGCCUUCCCGCUGGAGCCCCAGCCCUCAUGCUUCCUGGAUACUCUGGACUCUAAAAGGACAUGUGUGGCCUUGAAGAGAACACAAAACUGGAUGUUGUUUCUUCUUGAAUACAGCCUUUGUUAUUUGUUCCUUAAAAACAAUUUUUUUUUAAAUGUUGGUAACUUUUUCCUUCCUCUACCUGAACCAACAGAUGGUUAGUUCCACAGGCCAGUAAGCCAGUUUGUAUUCUGAGUCGCCUGUCACCGUGUGAGUUUUUAGAGUGCUGGAAUGGUUGUUUCAUAGUUCUCAGAAAGAAGCUGUACCUUUUCUUUAUGUUUCUAUGACCAAAGCAGUUUCUUAUUAACACACGGGUCUCACCAUGGUAGGGCUCAGAGCAAUAGUGCACCAUGGAGUUAACCAGUGAUGUCCUGGUUGGAGACUUAGCGAAAAUAGAGGUAGGAAGCUUAUCAUCUUAUAAGCUGAUUCAGUGGAUGGCAACUGGAACACUGGUUAUAAGACCAGUGAAGUUUUCACCCAACUGGAAUUUAAAAGAAAGCUUGUGAGUAUUUAAGAAGCCAUGGGCACUGCAAAAUUCACUUCUAUGGUCAACCAGCAUUCGUGUGACCAUUCUGUCUAGUAGUCAAGAUAUGAACUAAGAAAUUUUAAUGCAAAUACAGACAUUUCUGAAAGAGAAUAACUUUUUUUUUUUUUUUAAUAAUGAUGACAGUGGAUCCCAGAACUUAGAAAAGUCAGAGGGAUUUCUAAACUCAAACAGAUUCACAAACGCUGUGCGUUUGUCAGACCGUCAGGCCAGGGUCAACCAAUCAGAAGGCAACUUACUAUAUAAAUUAUGCAGAGUUAUUUUCCUAUUAUCUCACAGUAUU
Nycticebus coucang (slow loris) is the source of this 2550-nucleotide messenger RNA. It is a transcript of the gene FLI1, whose product is annotated as Fli-1 proto-oncogene, ETS transcription factor. Gene Ontology annotation, cellular component: nucleus. Gene Ontology annotation, biological process: cell differentiation; regulation of transcription by RNA polymerase II. The transcript is spliced from 9 exons. Bases 312 to 1670 code for a protein of 452 amino acids. Lineage: Eukaryota; Metazoa; Chordata; Mammalia; Primates; Lorisidae. Gene Ontology annotation, molecular function: DNA-binding transcription factor activity, RNA polymerase II-specific; sequence-specific DNA binding. The record is from RefSeq and is a predicted model, not a curated record.